AUGAUUACUACCCAACAUUGGACGUGGGGUUUGAAACCGGCUGCUCUUAUACUUGCAUUGAUUGUUCUGGUGUUCAAUAUCCAGCCUGUGCAAGCGACGAUUCCUACCUCUCAACGCUUUGAUCUGUCAAAGCCUUCAUACGACCUCUUCCGCAGCAAGUCCCUGCAUGAUAAGACUGUACAACAAGGCUUUGCAUUUGACAAUACCAAUCGCCGACUCUUUGUCGCCCAACGACGUGAUGGUUCCUCUGAGACCUCGGGGGACCUAUGCAUCACCCAACUUGACUUCGAUGGCAAUUACGUGGGAUACAUGCAUUUGAAGAGUUUUGGUCAUGGUGUCUCCUUCGGCGCUCAAGGGGUCGGCUCAUCAUCCUACCUAUGGACAGAAGUGGAGGCCAACUCGAACGGAUAUGGCAAGAAACUUGCUCGGUUCAAGUUUGUUAGCGGAACUACACUCUCCUCGUCCUCGUCGUCACUUGUAAAAUUCGUCCCUAUCGCUAGUGCUACAGAGCAUACCUGCUCCAUUGAUCCCGUGAGCAACCGUCUCAUUGUCCGUCACAGCCUCAGUGACGGUAAACACAUUGCCGUGUUCAACUUGGACGAGGCAACGGAUGGGGAUUUCUCCAACCCUCUCGCGAACUUCAAGCAUCCAUCGCUAGACACAGCAUCCGCUACAUUCCAGGGAUAUGCAGCGUAUGGCCAGUAUAUCUAUCUUUUAUAUGGCAAUUCGUAUGAUGUCACCGGUGGUGAGGUGAAUUCAGAUGUGACCACUGUCAACAUGAAUACUGGAUCUGUCGUCCAGGGUCCUCUCAUUACAAAAGCUGGAUCAACACUAUCCUUCCGUGAACCUGAAGGAUUGGCCAUCUAUAAGACUGCGGCCGGGGAAGUUCGUCUUUUCCUGGGAUUUGCAUCGGGUAACAGUGGUGAUCGGCGAUCGAAUUUAUUCUACAAGAUUGCUUUGGUUUAG
Molecule: messenger RNA, 966 nt
Organism: Penicillium samsonianum
Lineage: Eukaryota; Fungi; Ascomycota; Eurotiomycetes; Eurotiales; Aspergillaceae
Product: putative FacC-like extracellular signaling protein
Exons: 1
Coding region: 1-966 (321 amino acids)
Source: RefSeq, a predicted model, not a curated record